Molecule: messenger RNA, 360 nt
Organism: Neltuma alba
Lineage: Eukaryota; Viridiplantae; Streptophyta; Magnoliopsida; Fabales; Fabaceae
Product: heat shock cognate 70 kDa protein 2-like
Exons: 1
Coding region: 1-360 (119 amino acids)
Molecular function (GO): ATP binding; ATP-dependent protein folding chaperone
Source: RefSeq, a predicted model, not a curated record
AUGUUAGUAGUGAUUCCCAGGAACACUACCAUUCCUACAUCUAAGACAGUUUGCGUGACAACUGUGUGUGAUAAUCAGCCAAAGAUUGCCCUCUCCAUUUAUGAGGGGGAGAGAGUCAGGGUUAAAGAUAAUUAUUGGCUAGGUACCAUGCUGCUAGACAUCUCUCCACAGCCGCGAGGAGUCCCCAUUUUUAGAGCUUGUUUUACUCUCAAUGAGAGUGGUACAUUACAUAUAUCCGUUGAAGAAACUAAAACAGGGGGUGCUGAGGGGUUGAGUAUGCCGGACAGGAUAGGGUCUUUUUCUGCUGAAGAAGUAGAAAACAUGGUCCGGGAUGCUGAAAAAUGCAAAGCAGCGGAUUGA